GUUACACAAACUUAUUUUCUUAUGCAAAUAUCCCUUGUGAAUGAUCAGCCAACCAUGGCCACGAUGACAUGCCAUGUGGUGGCAAUGCCCUAUCCUGGUAGAAGUCAUAUCAACGCGGUGAUGAACUUGUGUAAGCAGCUAUCUGCUCGUGUCAAAUACGACAUCCUCAUCACCUUCGUCGUCACCCAAGAGUGGUUUGGAUUGCUCAGGUCUGAUCCAAAACCUGAUAACAUUCAAUUUGCCACCAUACCCAAUGUUGUGCCUUCUGAGCAUGUUCGUGCAGAAGACUUGAGUGGCUUUCUUGAGGCAGUCUCGACCAAGUUGGAAGCUCCCUUUGAGGAGCUUCUUGAUGGCCUUCAUGAGCCUCCAGUGAAGGUUAUCAUAGCUGAUAGCAUUAUGGCUUGGCCCAUCCAUGUUGGUAACAGGAGGAAUAUUCCAGUGGCUUCCUUCUGGCCACUCUCUGCUUCUAUGUUUUCAGUGUUCUAUCACUUUGAUCUUCUCAAACAAAGAGGCCAUUACCCAAUUCAAGCCCCAGACGUAGAGCGUGGAGACAAAAUUGUAGACUAUAUCCCAGGCAUUUCUACAACUCCUCUUUCAGAUUUAUCUGAUCGGCUUUUCCACAGUAACAAUGAAAAAAUGGCUGAAUUAAUAAUAGAGGCUGUUUCUAAGGUAACCAAAGUACAAUACCUUCUAUCAACUUCAGUGUAUGAGCUUGAAUCACAAGUCUUUGAUGUCUUGAAACUCAAAUUCUCCUUCCCUUUGUACUCUAUAGGACCUAUCAGUAUUAGUCCUCAGAUUCAACUUGAAAAUACCUUUGAUGACACCACUAAUAUUAGUACUGUUGUAGAGUAUAUACAGUGGUUAGAUUCUCAACCUGAAGCAUCUGUUUUGUACAUCUCGUUUGGUAGUUUUCUUUCAGUUUCAGAUACCCAAUUGGAUGAAAUUGUGGCUGGGAUACGAACUGGUGGUGUUAGACACAUGUGGGUGGCACGUGAGAAUGUGUCAAAGAUCAAAGAUGGUUGUGGUGAUGUGGGGUUUGUGGUGCCAUGGUGUGACCAAUUAAGGGUGUUGUGUCAUCCUUCUAUUGGUGGAUUUUGGACUCACUGUGGCUGGAAUUCUACUUUGGAAGCUAUUUUUGCUGGGGUUCCAAUGUUGACUUUUCCUAUAACUGCAGACCAACAUUCUAAUAGCAAACAAAUUGUAGAGGAAUGGAAAAUUGGUUGUAAGGUUAAUGAUAAGAAGAAGAUAAUAUGUGCAGGGACUGAUCAUGUUAGUUUAGUCAGUAGAGAUGAGAUUUCGGUACUUGUACAGAGAUUCAUGGAUCCAGAUAGCAUUGGCAUGAAAGUGAUGAAAAACAGAGUCAAAGAACUUCAAAAAUCAUGUCAACUAGCAGUCUCCAAAGGGGGUUCAUCCUACAAAAAUCUUGAUGCUUUUAUUGAGGAUAUUUCACCAAGCAAUUAAGAGACAUAGGCUUGUAAUUAUUACGAGAUAAAAGCUAUGAGUUAUAUGACUGAU
Messenger RNA from Cannabis sativa, 1515 nucleotides. RefSeq names its product UDP-glycosyltransferase 87A1. The transcript has 3 exons. The record is from RefSeq and is a predicted model, not a curated record. Bases 22 to 1461 code for a protein of 479 amino acids. Lineage: Eukaryota; Viridiplantae; Streptophyta; Magnoliopsida; Rosales; Cannabaceae. Gene Ontology annotation, molecular function: UDP-glycosyltransferase activity.